AUGGCUCCACCAGCCGGUAAAGAUGUUCUUGGUUUGUUUAUACAUUUGAAUCAACAAGUUGCCAAAGCCGUUCAGCUGUUGUACCUCGGGAACGACGAAGCAUUUUCUGAGUCACUGCUCGAACAAGCCUGGAACUGCUCCCUAAAGAUUGAGCGUGUACUUGCAGUAUCAAAUGACGCCCAAAUUUUCGAAAACGAUGCUCCCACUAAGUCUUUUUCUAUGGUUCCGAUGACUCCAGUGAUAAGUGUCUAUCAACUAGAUGGCAGUGUAUAUGUGCGACUUCAAUUCUGUAGCUCGAUCUCCACCAAUCACAUACUAAUGGUUCGCAUUACUAGAAACGAUGGUCGAGACAGAGCGGCGUGCACGCAUAUCAUCCUCUUAGCAAAAGAUGAAGAUCCUAUGAAGCCUCUGGCUUACCAACCAGCUAUGAACAAUAAUUGGGUUAGAUUUCCGUGGAAAGGUCUGUGCGAAAAAUGUCCGGUAAUUUUGCAUCUCCUUGAUCACAGUCUCUUACCCGUAAAGAUGGUGAGCAGCGUCUUGUGUACGAUCCCGAGAAUACCAACUUCCGGAAAGCUUCCUACCACUAUGUCGGUGUUUACUUUACAAGAUUCAUGCGGUCCAGGUUCGCCCAAGAGCUGGACGGGUUACGACAAAGUCAAGGAUCUAAAUGAUUGGGAUGCAUUCAGAGCAGUUAGACGUAUAGGAUUCAGACUGAAAGGCUCCAAAAAUUGUGAGAAGGUGGUGGAAGCUACGGAAAAGGCAGAAAUUGUCAACAUGGGAAGAUCAUUAGGAAUGACAGAAAGCUCCAUUAGGGAUAUUCGCAACGAUGGAACCGAUACUGACAGUAAGUAG
Messenger RNA from Botrytis byssoidea, 852 nucleotides. RefSeq lists its product as uncharacterized. The coding region runs from base 1 to 852 and encodes 283 amino acids. The transcript has a single exon. Lineage: Eukaryota; Fungi; Ascomycota; Leotiomycetes; Helotiales; Sclerotiniaceae. The record is from RefSeq and is a predicted model, not a curated record.